CUUAGUUUCAUAGGUUUCAUCCUUGGGGAAGGAUUCUUGUCUACCAGCACCGGUGGUCCUUCUCUAUCUGCCUCAAGUGACAGGCUCACGCUCCCAAAAUGUCUGCAACCCUGGACCUGGAAAAGGGGUGUACGGUGGACGAACUUCUACACGGUUGCAUCGAAGCUUUUGACAGCGAAGGCAAGGUUCGAGAUCCCCAGCUCGUCCGCAUGUUCCUCAUGAUGCACCCAUGGUAUAUCCCAUCCUCCAAGCUAGCUGCCAAGCUGCUGCAGAUUUACCAAGAUUCUCGCGGCUCGGAAACCAGCUCCUUGCAGAUUAAAACCUGCCAUCUGGUGAGAUACUGGAUCUCAGCGUUUCCGGCAGAAUUCGAUCUCAAUCCAGAGCUGGCUGAACAGAUCAAAGAGCUGAAGGAACUCCUGGGCCAGGAAGGGAAUCAGCAGCACAGCAGCCUGAUCAACAUAGAGAGCAUACCUACUUACAAGUGGAAGAGGCAAGUCACCCAGCGGCAGCCCGUGGCGCAGAAGAAGCGCAAGACCUCUUUGCUCUUCGACCACCUCGAGUCGGGGGAGCUGGCCGAGCACCUCACCCACCUGGAGUACCGGUCCUUCAGCAAGAUCUUGUUCCAGGACUAUCACAGUUUUGUCAUGCACGGCUGCACGGUGGACAACCCCAUCCUGGAGCGAUUCAUCACCCUCUUCAACAGCGUCUCCCAGUGGGUUCAGCUGAUGGUUCUCAGCAAGCCUACCGCUCAGCAGCGAGCCCAGGUCAUCACGCGCUUCGUCAUGGUGGCGCAGAGGCUCCUCCUGCUCCAGAACUUCAACACCCUGAUGGCCGUCGUGGGGGGCCUCAGCCACAGCUCGGUGGCCCGCCUCAAGGAGACCCACAGUUUCGUGAGCCCAGAGACCACCAAGGUCUGGGAAUCGCUGCUGGAGUUGCUGUCCUCGGUGGGGAAUUACAGCCGUUACCGGAAGCGCUUUGCGGAGUGCGUGGGAUUCAAGUUCCCCAUCCUCGGGGUCCACCUCAAGGACUUGGUGGCCGUUCACGUGGCCCUCCCGGACUGGCUGGACCGGGCCCACACCUGCCUCAACGGGAACAAGAUGCAGCAGCUCUUCAGCAUCCUCAGUGAACUGGCCAUGGUGCAAAGUAUCCGACCCCCCUUUGAAGCCAAUCCGGACCUCCUCAACUUGCUCAUGGUCUCUCUGGAUCAGUACCAGACCGAAGAGGAGAUCUACCAGCUGUCUCUCCAGCGGGAGCCUCGGAACAAAUCCACGCCUUCCAGCCCCACGUCCUCCACCCCGUCCCCCCAGCCCGUUGUGAUUGAGGAGUGGGCAUCAGUGCCCAAACCCAAGCCGGACCAGGCGAUUGUGCGGAAGCACAUUGAGAAGAUGGUAGAGUCCGUCUUCCGGAACUUUGACGUGGAUGGAGAUGGCCACAUUUCCCAGGAAGAGUUUAAGAUCAUCCGGAAUAACUUUCCAUACCUCUGCAAAUUUGGAGACCUGGAUGAGAAUCAGUGAGUGCUUUUUUUGGAGGUGGUGGUGGUGGGGAAGUACCUAUUGGAGGACAGCACAAAAAUUCCAAGGCUCGCCUUUCCCCCAACCCCCGGUACACUGAAUGCAUUGAAACCUGUUUAAUGUAAGCACUCAAAGCAGCUUAUCCUCGGACUUUACAAGCAGGGGCUGAAAUGCCGGGCCUGUGCCGUCAGCUGUCACAAGCACUGCCGGGACCUUCUCUCCGUGGAGUGCCGCAAGCGCACGAAGAGCGUCAGCCUCGAUGGACCAGCGACCUUGCCCGCCCGGUCCUUCAGCUUCUCUUUGCCACGUCCGGGACGGGCAUCUCUGCGGCAUACAGAAAUCCAGGAGGAAAGCACACAAGCUGUGGAGGACGGGGUUUUUGAUGUCCACCUAUGAGGCCGGUACUGAGAGGCUGCCUAGGAGCCGGGCAUCAGAACCGCGUCCUCUUCUCUCCGCCCUUCCGCCAGUAAGUCCUCUGCUGGGCUCUGGGACCGACCCUCGCAGCGACUCGAGACCCGGGACGUAUGUUUCUAAUGGUGGUGGUCAUGGGGGUGGGGGUUAAGAAGGGCAGAGAGGAAGGGCACCCCAUGAAGAAGUCCCUGGGUUUAGGCAAUCGUUGCCCCCUCGAUGGUGCCACUUUCUUAGCACAGUUGCUUGCAAAGGUUACUACCGCAAGGGUCAAGAAGAGACCUGAUUUUUUUGGGGGGGGGCGCGCGUUCCGAAACCAUUCUGUACAUUUGUAUCAAGAACUGGAUUCAGAGGUGUAAUAAUAAUUCUAAUAAAAGUUGACUCUUCCA
Pogona vitticeps (central bearded dragon) is the source of this 2308-nucleotide messenger RNA. The record is from RefSeq and is a predicted model, not a curated record. Lineage: Eukaryota; Metazoa; Chordata; Lepidosauria; Squamata; Agamidae.